This is a messenger RNA of Drosophila ananassae, 2498 nucleotides long. RefSeq names its product serine/threonine-protein phosphatase beta isoform (gene flw). Gene Ontology annotation, cellular component: nucleus; cytoplasm. Gene Ontology annotation, molecular function: protein serine/threonine phosphatase activity. The transcript is spliced from 6 exons. The record is from RefSeq and is a predicted model, not a curated record. Lineage: Eukaryota; Metazoa; Arthropoda; Insecta; Diptera; Drosophilidae. The coding region runs from base 658 to 2073 and encodes 471 amino acids.
AAUAAAUAUUUUCGACGUCCCUGCUGUCGAGUUUUGUUUUUGGCGGAGGAGAAAUCAGAAAUUACGGGCAACCGCAGUGGUUAACAAAUUCUCAGUGCUAUAGAGCCGACGACUUUAUUUAUGAACCUCACUUGUUUCUGACUCCGAUUCCGAUCCGGAUCGAAUUGUGCGGCGUGCGUCAAAGAUAAAUAUCUAUAUAUUUUUUUUUCUGUGAGAACAAACCACGACUGGCAGCCGCCUGGCAAAAAGAUCUCCUCGAAAUCAAAAAAAUUAUUUUAAAUAAAUUAACAACGAAAAAAAGAAGAAUCAAAAAGUGAAAUUGCCUUUUGCGGCAUCUCGACACUUCACUGCUGACACACAAAUUACAGUACAGCGAAGAAUUUUCAUUAAAAAAACAAAAGAAAAUAUAUAGAAAAGGAAAAUAGAAUAAGAACCGCUGUGUUUUUGUGUGUGUUUGUUCGUGCGUGUUGCUGUUGUUGCUAGUGGUGUGCGUGUGUAGAGUUGUUGCGCCAAAAACAAAAAAAAAAAAACGUUCCAAUCGGAAUUCUGGCCUGCAAACGGAACAGCUGGCCACAACAACAAAUAACAAAAAAACAAUAACAACAUCAAUAGCAGUGUCAAAACGCGGCCAAGAACUUUUUUUUUAGCUGCUGAAAAAUGGGCGAUUUCGAUCUAAACGUGGACAGUCUCAUACAGCGGCUGCUGGAAAAUUUCAAAAAGCAAAAAGAGGCGGAAGAGCACGCCCAGAAGCUGCUCAUUGCCCAGCAGUUGGCGGCUGCCGGCGGUGCAGCUGCCGCAGUGGCUGCCGCAUCCGUUGCCGUUUCCGCAUCAUCGCCGACGGCCAGUAGUAGUGGCAUGUCUGGGUCAGGAUUUGGUUCCAUUGCCGGUUCAUCUGGAGCUGGUUUUGGUUCUGGUCCUAGUCCUGGCUCAAUAUCUAUUUCCGGUUCCGGUUCCAAUGAUCCUUUGGACGAUCUCACCGAACAACAGCGUCGUCUGUUGCAACAAUACUCGAUAUCGGCGCCCAGCGAGACCAUGAUAUCCGCCGACGGUGACCAGAUCACGGUCCACCACCCACGCGAGGAGCCCAAGAAAUCGAGAUUGAAAUUGCGCGAUUUUUUCGUCGCCGAAUUUGUGCGCAGCUGCCGAACUGGGAAACAGGUGCAAAUGACCGAGGCGGAAGUGCGUGGUUUGUGCCUCAAGUCGCGUGAGAUAUUCUUGCAACAGCCCAUUCUGUUGGAGUUGGAGGCGCCCCUGAUCAUCUGCGGCGACAUCCACGGCCAGUACACAGACCUCUUGCGACUGUUCGAGUAUGGUGGCUUCCCUCCAGCCGCCAAUUAUCUAUUCCUUGGCGAUUAUGUCGAUCGCGGCAAACAGUCCCUGGAGACGAUCUGCCUUCUAUUGGCCUACAAGAUCAAAUAUCCGGAGAACUUUUUCUUGUUGCGCGGCAACCAUGAGUGCGCCAGUAUUAAUAGGAUUUAUGGCUUCUAUGACGAGUGCAAGCGUCGGUAUAAUGUUAAAUUGUGGAAGACCUUCACCGACUGCUUCAACUGUCUGCCGGUGGCGGCGAUCAUCGACGAGAAGAUAUUCUGCUGCCAUGGCGGCCUGAGUCCCGAUCUCCAGGGCAUGGAGCAGAUCCGACGGCUGAUGCGUCCCACAGAUGUACCCGAUACCGGACUACUAUGCGAUCUCCUGUGGAGCGAUCCGGACAAGGAUGUCCAGGGCUGGGGCGAAAAUGAUCGUGGGGUGAGCUUUACCUUCGGCGUGGAUGUGGUUUCCAAAUUUUUGAAUCGGCACGAGCUGGAUCUAAUCUGUCGUGCGCAUCAGGUUGUGGAGGAUGGAUAUGAGUUCUUUGCCCGUCGCCAGUUGGUUACAUUGUUCUCGGCGCCCAACUACUGCGGAGAAUUCGACAAUGCCGGCGGCAUGAUGACCGUGGACGACACGCUCAUGUGCUCAUUCCAGAUCCUGAAACCAUCCGAGAAGAAGGCCAAGUAUCUGUACAGUGGAAUGAACUCUUCGAGGCCCACAACACCGCAGCGUAGCGCCCCAAUGUUGGCGACCAACAAGAAGAAAUAAUAUAUCCAUCCGCUUCCAUUUCCUUAAAGGUUCAACAUAAAAAACAAAAACAAAACAAACAACAAAAAAAGUAACAAAAAAAAUAAUAAUUUCAAAUGGAAACCACAACAAAAUAAACUUUUAUAUAGAUACACACGUAUAAAUAUAUAUAUAUAUAUAUAAUAUAAAAAGAAAUCGGUAUAUAUGUAUAAAAUAAUAGAGAAAGGAGUGGCGCAGGAGAGAGGGCAGGAUGUGGCAGGACGAUAUAUAGAUAAUUGUUACGAGCUCUGCGGAUUCUGUGUCUAAUUCGAUAAACUUGCAUCUGUAUAUACGUGUGGCUGCCACAGCAGCAGCAGCAGCACCACCACCACCAGUAGCAACCACAAUCCCGCAUGCACUGACCCUUGCCACCCACGAUCCUCCAUACACCUUCGUACACCCCCCCC